Molecule: messenger RNA, 1712 nt
Organism: Balaenoptera acutorostrata (minke whale)
Lineage: Eukaryota; Metazoa; Chordata; Mammalia; Artiodactyla; Balaenopteridae
Gene: UCN2
Product: urocortin 2
Exons: 1
Coding region: 642-1262 (206 amino acids)
Biological process (GO): hormone-mediated signaling pathway; adenylate cyclase-activating G protein-coupled receptor signaling pathway; cellular response to nutrient levels
Cellular component (GO): extracellular region
Molecular function (GO): hormone activity; corticotropin-releasing hormone receptor 2 binding
Source: RefSeq, a predicted model, not a curated record
CUUGUCCCCAGAAAGAAGACAGGGUAGGGGCUGAGGAUAUGUCCUCACUGCUCCCCAGGAGGGGAUGAAUCAUAGGUGGGGGGCUGCCUCAAGCCAGGAGACAGGCCCCAGCUCUCAGCCCAGGGGCUGAGGGAGAUAAAUGGGCCCUGAAGGGGGCAGAGAGGCAGACCACAGCACAGCACUGCCUGGCCCCAGCUUACCCUAGAGGAGGCUGCUACUGGUAGGACUGGGGUCAAGGGGGAUGGGCAGGGCUUUUGGGGUUGAAUGGAUCUGGGAUUUGGGUCAGUGGAGGUCUCUGAACCUGAGGCGCCCUGGGACCUCUGGCUGCUUCUCUGCCUCAAAGACCCCCAUUCCUGCCUUUCUUUGCCCUGGAUCUACUACAAGCUUUCUUGCUCACACCUCAGGCUCCCCUUUGGUCCCUCUGUGUUUCUCUCUCUUUGCAUCCUUAUUUCCAUCGCACUGUCUCUGGGGCAGUUUCUGUCUCUUUUUUCUUCCACUCUCCAUUUGCUCCGCCUCCCUCUCAUGCAUUUCCAUCUCUUUCUCCCUCUCCCUCUCUCCUCCCUCCCUCCCUUUCUUCUUCUUGUUCUUGUUCUUCCUCCCUCCCCCCCAUCUCUCUCUCUAUAAAAUAUAUCCAUAUCUAGAUGUACCUGUGGCUCUCUGUCUCUGGGUUUCUCCAUCACUUUGUCUAUCUCUGUCUCUCUCACUCGCUUUCUCACUCUUUCUGUCCCUCUGACCCCUUCUCUGCCUGGCUCUGUCUGUUUUCUCUGUCUCACUCUGGCUCUCUUCUUGUCCCUUCAUCUCUGUUUCUGUCUCUCUCUGUCCCUGGCCUGGCUGCUCUCUGUCUCUCUGCUUUCCCCAUCUGUCUCUGUCCAUGGGCCAUAGCUGACCAGGGCCCCUGCCCUGAACCUGUUUUCUCCUCACAGCCUGACCACACGAUGACCAGGUGGGCUCUGCUGGUGCUGAUGGUCCUGACAUUGGGCAGGACUUUGCUUGUCCCAGCAACCCCUAUCCCAGGCUCCCGGCUCCUCCCUCAGAACUUUCCCCAGGGCACUCCCUGCCCUGUGACCUCGGAGAGCCCUUUAGCCAGCACCACAGGCCCCUCCACUGUUUGGGGCCACCCUGGCCCUGGGCCCCGCAUCACCCUCUUGCUGGAUGUCCCCCUUGGCCUCCUGCAGAUCUUACUGGAACAGGCCCGGGCCAGGGCAGUGAGGGAGCAGGCUGCUGCCAAUGCCCACAUCUUGGCCCACGUUGGCCGCCGCUGAGCCUGAGGGAGGGGAUCACAAUGAUGGAGCCAGCGUGGAUGGGGAGACCUGCAAGGCAGCGGCAGAGCUGGACGGUACUACAUCUGGGCACGGUGCAUCAGGACUCCGCCACGUGGGGUCACUGCCAUGUGGUGUCAUAUCAGAGUGCCUCACAGAGUCACAGUGUGUCUGGACAGCCUGGAUGUUGCUGUGUCAGGUUGCCAGGUGGAGUCUUGCCACUCCUAGGAGCCCCACAGGCUUACAGUAGGUCUGGACAGCUUGGACACUACCAUUGAAGGUCACUACCGCAUGGAGUCUUAUCAUGUCUGGGUCCCACUUGUGUCCAGUCACAGAGCAUCUGGACACCAUCACAUGUGGUCACUGUAAUGCCACUUUCAGGCACCUCAACACAAGAGACCAUCACUGCAUCGGAGACCAGCCCACCUAAGACCAGACCCACAGGUCUGCCCU